UGCUGCUGCUGGGUCUUGGGGCGAGGGGCGCUGGCGGGGGCUUCCUGCCUGGAGCUCGCCGGCCCCUCCGGGCUCCGCCAUGGCCACCGAAGUGGUCUGUGGCCUCAUCUUCCGACUCCUGCUCCCCAUCUGCCUGGUCACCGCAUGCACAUUCCGCUACAAUGGACUCUCAUUUGUCUACCUCAUCUACCUCCUGCUCAUUCCACUCUUCUCUGAACCAACAAAAACAACAAUGCAAGGGCACACAGGACGGUUGCUAAAAUCCUUAUGUUUCAUGAGUCUAACAUUUCUGCUUCUGCAUAUCAUCUUUCAAAUCACAGUAAAUAGCCUUGAGGCUGCUAACACAAUUGAACCAGGUUAUAACUGUUCAACAUGGGAGAAAACACUACGGCAAAUUGGAUUUGAAAGCACUGCUUCUGAAGGAGGCGAAUUGCCUUUCUCAGAGACAUUUCCAUGUGGCUACACCAAUUUGACAGACUUGAUAUGCCAGCAAUGCCAACAAAUGGCUGGAAAUAAGAAGACAAUCACCCACACAGAUGAGAACCCAGUUGGCCUCAUCAGUAUUGGGUUUAUCCAUCCACAUCUUGAUGAAACAGUGCCUAUAGGAGUCCAUUUUAAUGGCACUGCUACCAAAAAAGCAUGCCUCAGUAUCUACUUCCUCCAUACUGACCACCUCAAUAUUGACCAUAUUGACUCAGUCUUCCUACAGAAUGGGAGCUACAAUGGACAGACACCUAACUCAGGGUUGAUCUCUUGA
This is a messenger RNA of Sceloporus undulatus (fence lizard), 757 nucleotides long. RefSeq lists its product as uncharacterized. Gene Ontology annotation, cellular component: plasma membrane. The record is from RefSeq and is a predicted model, not a curated record. Gene Ontology annotation, biological process: regulation of membrane potential; cellular response to mechanical stimulus; detection of mechanical stimulus. The transcript is spliced from 6 exons. The coding region runs from base 80 to 757 and encodes 225 amino acids. Gene Ontology annotation, molecular function: mechanosensitive monoatomic ion channel activity; monoatomic cation channel activity. NCBI's taxonomy places the organism in Eukaryota, Metazoa, Chordata, Lepidosauria, Squamata, Phrynosomatidae.